Molecule: messenger RNA, 4293 nt
Organism: Cavia porcellus (domestic guinea pig)
Lineage: Eukaryota; Metazoa; Chordata; Mammalia; Rodentia; Caviidae
Gene: Sgpl1
Product: sphingosine-1-phosphate lyase 1
Exons: 15
Coding region: 241-1947 (568 amino acids)
Biological process (GO): carboxylic acid metabolic process; sphingolipid catabolic process
Cellular component (GO): endoplasmic reticulum
Molecular function (GO): pyridoxal phosphate binding; sphinganine-1-phosphate aldolase activity
Source: RefSeq, a predicted model, not a curated record
CUCUGCAGUGCCUGUGGAGUGGGGGUGGUGGUGGCUGUAGUGGGAGCGGCAGGGUUGGCGGCCUGCGGAUCAGUUGCACGCUGAGGAGGAGACGCGGAAGCUGGUGCUGCUCGGGAGGAAGCGCGACCGCUGGAAGGAGCGGGCCUGCUGGUUCCGGUCUGAGGAGGUGGAAGGGCCGCCGCGGGUUCGAGCUGAGACGCUGAAAAAAAGGGGGAACCGAGAGAACGUCGGAAAAGGAAGAUGCUUAGUACAGACCUUCUGAUGUUGAAGGCCUUUGAGCCUUACUUUGAGAUUUUGGAAGCAUAUUCCACAAAAGCCAAGAAUUACGUAAAUGGGUAUUGCACCAAAUAUGAGCCCUGGGAGCUGAUUGCAUGGAGUGUCCUGUGGACCCUGCUGAUAGUCUGGGUGUAUGGAUUCAUCUUCCAGCCAGAGAGCUUAUGGUCAAGGUUUAAAAAGAAGUUUUUUAAGCUUGUAAGGAAGAUGCCCUUUAUUGGUAAGAAGAUUCAGAGCAAAUGUUCAGAGAUCAAAGAAGACCUUAGGAAGCAUUUGCAGUUCCUGAAAGUGGGUAAAGACUAUGUGAAAGCUCUGCCAGCCCAGGGUUUGAGCACGACGGCAGUCCUGGAGAGACUCAAGGAGUACAGCACCAUCGAUGGCGUCUGGCAGGAAGGGAAGGCCUCCGGAGCCGUGUACAACGGGGAGGAGAAGCUCACCGAGCUGCUCGUGCAGGCUUAUGCAACCUUUGUGUGGAGUAACCCACUACAUCCAGAUAUUUUCCCAGGAGUACGUAAAUUAGAGGCAGAAAUUGUGAGGAUGGCUUGUUCCUUGUUCAAUGGAGGACCAGAUUCUUGUGGAUGUAUGACCUCAGGGGGGACAGAAAGCAUACUGAUGGCCUGCAAAGCUUAUCGGGACCUGGCAUUAGAGAAGGGGAUCAAAACUCCAGAAAUAGUGGCUCCCGUAAGUGCCCAUGCUGCAUUUGACAAAGCAGCCAGUUAUUUUGGGAUGAAGAUGGUUCGGAUCCCUAUGAACAAGAUGAUGGAGGUUGAUGUGCGGGCAAUGAGAAGAGCCAUCUCCAGGAACACCGCUAUGCUCGUCUGCUCUGCGCCACAGUUUGCUCAUGGUGUGAUGGACCCCAUCCCAGAAGUGGCCAAGCUGGCCAUCAAAUACAAAAUACCUUUGCAUAUAGAUGCUUGUCUGGGGGGUUUCCUCAUCGUCUUUAUGGAGAAAGCAGGGUACCCACUGGCAAAACCUUUUGAUUUCCGGGUCGAAGGUGUGACCAGCAUUUCGGCCGACACUCAUAAGUAUGGCUAUGCCCCCAAAGGCUCAUCAGUUUUGUUGUAUAGUGACAAGAAAUACAGGAAGUACCAGUUCUUCAUUAGCACAGAUUGGCCAGGUGGCAUCUAUGCUUCCCCAAGCAUUGCAGGCUCACGGCCUGGUGGCAUCAUUGCAGCUUGUUGGGCCACCAUGAUGCACUUCGGUGAGAAUGGCUAUGUUGAAGCUACCAAACAGAUCAUCAAAACUGCUCGCUUCCUCAGAUCUGAACUGGAAAAUAUCAAGGGCAUCUUUGUUUUGGGGGAUCCUCAGUUGUCAGUCAUUUCUCUGGGCUCCCAUGAUUUUGACAUCUACCGGCUGUCUAACUUGAUGACUGCUAAGGGGUGGACCUUGAACCAGCUGCAGUUCCCACCCAGUAUUCAUAUCUGCAUCACGUUAGUACAUACACGGAAGCGAGUAGCAAUCCAGUUCUUAAAGGACAUCCGGGAAUCUGUCACCCAAAUCAUGAAGAAUGCUAAAGCAAAGGUCACAGGAAUGGGUGCCAUCUAUGGCAUGUCCCAGGCAAUCAUUGACAGGAACCUGGUGGCAGAAAUCUCCUCGGUCUUCUUGGACAGCUUGUACAGCACGGAUGCUAUAACCCAGGGCAACCAGAUGAAUGGUUCUCCGAAACCCCGCUGAGCAUGGGCCUUUACUGGUUCCUGAGGAUCCUGGCCUUCAGAAGGUUCCUCUGGGUGUGGAACAGGUCACUCACAACUUUGACAUCUUAUCUUGCUCCAUAGAGCACAAAGAUAGGCCAUAAGACAACUUGAGCCUCAGGAUUCUUGUUCCUCCUUUUGUUACUUUUUGUGAUUUUAAAUUUGAAGACCUUGGGGCUGGGGAUUUAGCUUGGCAAGCUCUAGGUUCGAUCCCCGGUACAAAAAAAAGAAGACCUGGAAGGAUUUUACUGUAUAACGAACCUAUUCUGGUUAGAAAUGUAGUAGUAGGAAUUGUUUUAACCAUUUCUUUCUUUAACUUCUCUAGUCCCCCCCCCCCCCCUAAUCAUUGUGUGGUGGCUCUGACCUGGAGGGAAGCUAUGCAAUCACAGAGGGUCUGUUACCCAGGCAGAGGCUUUAGCUAGCCAGGUGGGAGGCAUUUAUGUAACAGUGUUUCCCAGGUGAGUGUUUGGAGCACCUUAGGUGACAGGCUUUCUCAGCCCUGUGCUUAGAGUAGGUCAGAUGUCUCUGGUAGAAUCACUUCCACUGCAGCUUGCUCUGUUUUUGCAGGGUACAGGUUGACCAUAACGUACCCUGUGUGUGGGGAAGCAUGGCUGCUCGAGUAGCCAUGGCAGCGUUUAUAGUGCUCCACUACUUGCAGGCCCAUUUGAUAAACAGUCGCCUCUGUUUUUGGAGAUGCUUAUUUGAAGUGAUGCUCCCAUUACCUUGUUUUCUGUAGAAUAGGAUGAGAACAUGGUUAUCAGAGGAUCAAGGACUUUCUGGCUGUGGUCCUGCCUCCUUGACUUGGACAGCGGCCAGAGCACACCUAGCCCUCUCCUGGACCUAAGAUGAACAGACACCAGACCCUUUUCUGUACUUCCUGCAUGCCAUCAUAGGUGAACACCCAGUUUCAAUUAUGUGUUGCCAGAUUUGGUGGCAGUCCUCUGCUUCCCAUUGCCUUCAGCCAUGUGAUGAGAGUGUGCUCACUGAAGGAGAGCUCAGAGCACCUCCGCAAGUGGCCUUCACUUACCCUAAGUGGGUAUGAGGAGAGUGCAGGGAACAUGUUUCCUCCAUUCGUGUGCUCUUCCUGCCCAUUUCCCUGUGCCCAGCUUCCAAAGGUACUUUGGCAGUUUAUCCUCAGGCACUGGGUACCCCUCAGCCCUUGCUAAAAGGGAGCAGUGUAGGAUUAGGUAUACAUUUGGGAAUUGGAUAGUAUGGUGGCGAGCAGACAUUGUGGCCCUGGGCCUAGGAGUCUUUCAUAAGACCAGCUGCUCAGGGUGGUGCAGGGACAGGAAAAAAUUCUGUACCCACUUGCUACUCUCUUCUUCAUGUCUGGGGGCCCCUGAUCUAGGCUGAGUCACUGUCCUGCUCUAGCGACAUACCAUGUGCCUUUCUCUUAACAGUGGGCUCUUCUUGUUCUGGCCCCAGGGAAGUAGACCAGACUUUGAGAUUUCUGUGCAGAUUGGAGAGAAUUUAGAGCAAGUGAGGAGGGACUUGGCUCCCUUCACCUUCUCAGGGACUCCUGAAUAUGCAGGUUCUUCUGCAGAUGCUGUCAUCUGCCCCCCUCACUGGGGAAUGCUGGCUGAGGGCACCACAGCCACCAGACUUUCCCCCAGGGCCGUGUCUUUGCAGAGCUUGUGUGGUCCAUGCAUGCAUAUGUGCAUCCCUCCUGUUUGCAAUAUAUUGUGGGGUUCAAGAAUGGUGGGCUGUUGGGUAUGUCAGGGUAAGGCGAAGACCUUUAGGACAUAGGAAUCGUAUGCUUCCUUCAGUUGCUGGGCUGGUAGGUACCUCCUUGAGAGAAGCUGCCAUCUAAGCUGUGAAAAAGUUACCCUGGUCUCCAAUUCAUCAUUUUGGAGGAGGCCUAAAGACCCAGAGCUACCAGCAGGUACUAUUACGGCUGCUGGCUGCUAAAAUAGAAGGCCAUGCCUCACAGUCUCUCUGGGAUCAGACCCUAAGCUGCUUACUUCCUCUGUGCUGUAACCGAAUUAGUGCCAGGGGCUGAUGGCGUUUUGAAAGAUACCUAUUACAGCCAUUUUAAUUUCUAAUUAAGAGUCUUGGUUUGAUUUAACGCUUUUGUAGGCUUUUCAUUUUUGUGUGUAUUUGUGUGUGAAAGCACAGAAUACCUGUUCUGUGGCAGGUAGGAUGUCUUAGUAGUAUCAUGUUGCUAGCAGAUGUGAGAUUGGCCUCUGCACCCCAUUUUAUACUUGGAAAAUGGUACUUGCCUCUUUUAAGUCUUUUCUCUAACCUCCCUCUGCCUGUCUGCAUGUUCCUUUCCUAACUGCAGCAAUAAUCUCUUAAAAAGCAAUUAAAUAAUUAAAUAUCCUAAACUGUA